This is a messenger RNA of Bradysia coprophila, 738 nucleotides long. RefSeq lists its product as uncharacterized. Lineage: Eukaryota; Metazoa; Arthropoda; Insecta; Diptera; Sciaridae. The record is from RefSeq and is a predicted model, not a curated record. Gene Ontology annotation, molecular function: protein heterodimerization activity; structural constituent of chromatin; DNA binding. Gene Ontology annotation, cellular component: nucleosome.
AUCAUUACGCUCUGCGACUUCAUCGAUUGAAGACAUUAUUAUCGUGAGAGUAAAUUUAUUUCGUACAUUUUUUUUUGCAAAAGUUCUACGUGUUCUACGUUCUUCUCAUAUUUACUAUUCAGUUUGUUGAUUUGAAAUUCUUGCACAGUACUCGAUUUAAAAUGGACAAUACAGCUUCCGAUUCAAAGGAAAAAGGAUCCUCCAAGUCCUCCAAGGCCGGUCUAACGUUCCCGGUUUCAAGAUUUCAAAGGUAUCUCCGUAAAGGAAAUUAUGCGAAUAAAAUUGGUACGGCAGGUUCGGUCUAUCUUACUGGUGUCAUAGAGUAUCUCGUCGCCGAAAUUCUCGAAUUGUCCGGUUCGGCAGCAAAGGAGAAUAAAAGAUUAAGAAUUAUACCGCGCCACGUAAUGUUGGCCAUAAAAAAUGAUGUCGAGUUGGCUGAAUUGCUGAAGGAUGCACUUUUUUCGGAAAGUGGCGUCAUGCCGAACAUACAUCCGGCUUUGCAUAGUAAGAAUAAGAGUAAACCGAAAACAGUCGCACUAAGUCACAAUGAUGAUUAUGAGGACGAAGAAGACGAAGAGGACGAAGAGGAUGAUGACGGUGCUGAUGGAAGUGUUGUGGCUGGUAGCCAAAAUUUUUAAAGUGAUCUUCGGACUUAACUAAUUUUUUUUUUCUUGUUUUGAGUAAUGUGAAUAAUGUGAUUGAUCUAAAUUUUCUACUUUUUUUUGUUCAUUAAAGAUU